AUGUAUCUCACAAUGAGGGUGAAACCAAUAUGGCAAAUCCCCGCGGACGCCAAGUGUAACGGAACGCCCGACUGUCCCGACGCGAGCGAUGAGACACACGCUCUCUGCCAUAACCACUACUGUCACCCCAACUCGUUCCGCUGCGCGUACGGCGGUUGCGUUGGCAGCGCGGCAGCGUGCGACGGCUGGGCGGAAUGUUUCGACAACUCGGAUGAAAGGCUGCUGCGGUGCAGAAAUAAAACUGGUGUUCUAGAUGGUGAAUUCAAGUGUGAAAACGGUGACAAGAUACCAGUAUACCAGCUAUGCGACGGCGAGAAAAACUGCGCAGAUGGUACAGACGAAUCCGUUCGCGCAUGCGCGGGGCGCCGCUGCGGGAAGGGCCAGUUCCAGUGCAAGUACGGCGCGUGCAUCCCAGCCCAUACAAAGUGUGAUGCGGACGGUCACCGAGACUGCGCUGAUGGAUCGGACGAAGAUGAUGUUCUUUGCAACAGACCGCAGACUGUGAUCACCAAUAGCGACGUGGAAUGCUAUCUGCCCUCCUGGCCAGAUCACGGUGCAUUCAUCAUGACACUUGGGCCAACACACGCGAUCUCCCACCGAUUUCUAAGUUUGACCUUCAUCGUUGAGUGCGAACCACCAUACCGCCUGGAGGUUCCCGAAGAAAUUCACUGUGAGCGCGGCGAGUGGUCCGCACCUAUUCCUGAGUGUAAACUGCCACCUGCCGGGUCGAAUCUUUGCGUGUUACCAGAUUACCCGUACGUAGGGUCGUACUCUGUGUCAGGAAGGCCGGACGCACGCCCCGGAAUGAUGUUUGACGAAGUGACAGUGAAUGUGACGUGUAACGCGCCGUACAGUCGGGUCGGGCCCGAGGAGCUGCAAUGCUAUUACGGCCAUUGGUCUGCAGAGAGAUUUAGCCAUUGCUGGUAUUUCUGCGAAAAUCCACGCCACCCUAGCGUCACAUAUUAUUGCGGGGACAACUAUGACCAGGAAUGCGGUGAUUUAGUGCAAAGUGGUGACAGUGCACGACCAAAAUGCAACGACAAUUACCAUUCUACUAGAGAGCUUCAGAGUGUGAAAUGCUUCGAUAAUGGUUGGUUCUUCCUUCAGACCUGCGAACCUGACAUCGGUAUACCGGAACCUAACAUCACUAUUUCAAAAGAGGAGGAUACUUUGGACAACAGUACGCCAACUGUUAUCCCCAACUCGACUCCCAUCCCAGAUGUAUCUACAACACCGAAAAAUCUCUGCGUGUUGCCCGAGAACCCAGAAUACGGGACAUACUCAGUGUCAGGAAGGCCAGACGCACGCCCUGGUAUGAUGUUUGAUAACGUCACGAUGGUCGUGUCGUGUGAAUCGCGGAUGCGCCCGGUCGGUCCGGUGGAGAUGCAUUGCUCUGACGGCAAGUGGUCUGUGGACAAGUUUACUUCCUGUUGGUAUUUCUGCGAAGUACCACGCCAUCCCAGCGUCACUUACUACUGUGGGAACAGAUAUAACGUAAAAUGUGACGAUUUCGUUAUAAGUGACACCUCGGUCUACCCAAAAUGCAACGACUUUUAUAAAACUACUGUACAGAUGUUGCACAUGUCAUGUAUCUACGGAAAUUGGGACUUCGUUGAAACCUGCGCUUUAGAUUAUAAUGUUUCGUUAGAUGGUAAUAAUAUGACGGUUCGUUUAGGUGAAAAACUGGUGUUACAUUUGUCUGGAUCUGAGUAUUCUUUGGCAGUGGAUAUAAAUUCUGAAACAAUUAUAAAUAAAACUGUGCCUGAACCUAAACUAGAGUUACGUGACUUUGACUAUACUGACUAUUGGGGCUAAAUCUAUUAUCUUUCAGUAAUAUUCUCCUGUAUAUUUCCUUCUUUUCAGUUUCUGUCUUUUCUAUUUUUUUGUUUUUUAAAUAUCGUUUUUUAUCCUUAUAUUCGAGCGAUAGAGAGGCAGAUAACGAUUUUAAAAUGUUCAAGCUGUGCAAAGAAAGGUAUGUUUUUUCCCUGUUCCUGUUAGCGGCAAGAUAACAUAAAGUGUCCGGCGUAAGCAUAGUUUUAAUAUCCGCGUUACACCUUAGUUACUCAUUGCUUUUGUAUAUUAGAAAAAUAAUUAGCCGUACAUACACUUUGAACGUUCGUCAAUCUGUCGAAGGGCGAGGUAGCUCGAAUCUGGGCAGGGCGGUGCGUGGCCGUUUUGUAUCAUAAUACUAUCACUUAUUCUGUGUCUUAGGUUUAAGUUCUGCCAGAAG
This is a messenger RNA of Cydia pomonella (codling moth), 2230 nucleotides long. Its product is annotated as modular serine protease-like. Lineage: Eukaryota; Metazoa; Arthropoda; Insecta; Lepidoptera; Tortricidae. The transcript is spliced from 11 exons. The record is from RefSeq and is a predicted model, not a curated record. Gene Ontology annotation, molecular function: protein binding. Bases 1 to 1815 code for a protein of 604 amino acids.